Molecule: messenger RNA, 723 nt
Organism: Miscanthus lutarioriparius
Lineage: Eukaryota; Viridiplantae; Streptophyta; Magnoliopsida; Poales; Poaceae
Source: the annotation of a GenBank genome assembly
AUGGUGGAUGCUCUCGUGAUCUCUUGGAGGCCGCAGGGACUGAGCGGCAUCUCGGCGGAGGCGUGGCCUGCGAGCUGGCUGCCUGCCGAGAUGCAACGGAAUGGGGUGGUGGAAUGCAGCGUUUGCCGCUCCCGGGUGGUAGUGCCGAGCCCCCAGAGCGUGUCCAGGGCAUACGACAAGCACCGCAGCAAGAUGUCAUCCAAGUUCCGCGCGCUCAACGUCUUCCUCGUCAUCGGUGACUGCAUCCUUGUUGGCCUCCAGCCCAUCCUAGUGUUCAGUGGUGGAUCCACGGGCGGGGCCCCCCGGCCAGAAAGUUUUAAUAUUCUUCGAGGGCAUUCAAGGGCCACAAUGUUUGUCAUAUGUAACAAUGCUGCACAAGGCAUUCUAUCUUCAUUCUUCUUUAAGUAUGCAGACACAAUUUUGAAGAAGUAUUCGUCAACUGUUGCCACAAUAUUUACUGUCCUCGCUUCUGCUGCAUUCUUGGGGCAUACCUUGACCAUUAAUUUUGUCCUGGGCAUAUCAGUGGUGUUUAUUUCAAUGCAUCAGUUCUUCUCUCCACUUGCUAAAGUCAAAGAUGACAAACCAGCUUACUUAAUAGAGUUGGAAGAUACCCAAAAUCACCGGUCAUCUGAAUCUUCUUUUGUAAAUAUGACUGCUGGUGCCGCUGAUGAUGCGAGCCAUCGGAUUGGAACUGAUGAGAGGCAACCGCUGUUGCCUACAUGA